AUGAGAAUAAUCAAAACACCAUUUCAAAUGAGAGAUUUUGGACAAGACAUGCAGAGUUUAAUGCUGAUUUUAAUCUGCAAUUUUGCAUUUCUCUAUGGUCACGAUAAACAGUUUAACUGCUCGACAGAAAGAAACUGUCUCUGCAUUAGGCGGGGGAAAAUCGUGUUAGCUGAUUGCAGUAGAUUAAAUUUGAAAAGAUCACCAAACUUUACAAACGAUGUUACACGUAUAGACCUUGGAUACAAUCUCUUGGAGGAUAUACCUUCUAAUUUGCCUUUUCGCUUGACACAUUUAAAUGUUACAAAAAAUCUGCCAUUGAAAAGAAUUCGAAAGGAUACAUUGAGGGAAAAUUUGCAUCUUCAGCAUCUUGUUCUGUCUUACUGCAAUCUUAAAGAAAUCGAAAGGGGGACAUUUGAGCAAAAUGGUCAACUCGAACACCUGGAUUUAUCGAACAAUCCGGAACUUACACUCUCUGUAAUGACAAACAUUACGUUUGAUUUGCAGAAUUCCAAAAUCAAAACUCUUCUGUUAGAUAAGCUUCAUUGUACCUAUGGUGUGACUAACAUUUUUCGCUAUGAGUACACAAAGUAUCUUUCAAAAACAAAUCUGAAAACACUAUCUUUGGCGUCCAACAGAAUAUCUUUCUUUGAAAACCAAAUUUUUAAACAUUUGCCGGACUCUCUAGAAGUUUUGAAUGUUGGAGAUAACACUUUAAGUUUUGGGAUAUAUCUAUUUUUAUUACAUGAAUUAAAAGGUUUAAAAAUUCUUAACGCAAGUUUUCAAGACUCAUUUCAUUUGCAAGAUACCAUAAUGUACAAUUGCAAUGAUUCUGGGUAUAGACAGCAAUGCCUCAACAUCGAUCAUGAAAUAAAUACAACAGUGUCAUAUGGUAACCUUUGGAACGUGGAAAAUUCGCAUCACAGUACUUCUAGUGGCGCUUAUAUUAUUGUGUAUUUGCCACCAAACAUAGAAAAAAUAUAUUUUCAUGAUAAUAUGUUUAAAAUGGAAUUGCACAGAUACGAUUUCAAUGUAACUAACAGAAAACUUACUCACCUAUUUCUUCAAAACAACAUUUUCUACAAAUUUAUUGGUCCCCUAAAAGGUCUUCAAAGUGUCCAAUAUCUAGAUCUAUCGAACAAUUUAUGUACAGAUAUUUCGCCAACAUUCUUCGUAGAACUAAACGGAAUCUUAUACCUCAAUGUAUCGCAAAAUUUGUUAGGUAGCUCACUUCAGAAUGAUUACAAUGGUGAUAUUUUUCAAAAUUUAACUGCUUUGAAAGUUUUGGAUUUGUCCGAAAACAGACUGAGAAAUCUGCCAAGAAAGAUCUUCAGAAAUAUGUGUUGCUUAUCUGUAUUGUAUCUUAACAAUAACGCAUUGGAAACAUUUAUUGUUGAACUAUCUCACAUGAAUAAUCUUUCAAAAGUGGAUCUGUCGAACAAUCAAAUUUCCACGAUAGGUGCCAGUGUGAGGAGUAUUGUAAGUAAAAUGGUUGGAAAAAAUAGACAUUUUGAAUUCAAUUUGCUACAGAACCCAAUCCACUGUACUUGCGAAAAUUUGGAUUUUCUAGAGUGGAUGUUAAAGUCAAAAGUUAUUUUCCCCAAAUUAUCAGAGUAUAAAUGCGUUUUUGCAAAUGCUUCGGACACUACUCUGCAGGACUUAGCAAAAACGGUAAAAAAUAUGAGAGUCACUUGUGAUACAUAUCUAACGCUUAUUGUCAUUACGACUCUUGUAUUAUUCACUGUACUAACUAUCAUAACAACUGCUAUUUUAAACCGGUACCGAUGGAGACUUCGGUAUCUAUUCUAUCUUGCUAAAAGACGCUACACGGAGGUCCAGUAUGUGUCCAAGGAAGCUGAUAAAUUAUUCAGAUAUGAUGCUUUUAUUUCAUAUGCCGAAGAGGAUAAAAAAUUCAUUUUUUCAAAACUAGACUAUCUCGAAAAAGAAAAACAUCUUAGACUUUGUUUGCAUAGUAGAGACUUUAUUCCAGGAACCGACAUUGCUGAUAAUAUCGCAAACGCGAUACAUAACAGCCGACGAACAAUGUGUGUUCUAACGUGUGAUUUUCUGAAAUCCUACUGGUGUAUGUAUGAACUGAACAUGGCAAGAAUGGAGUCUAUAUAUUCAAGAGACGGAGAAAGUGUCAUUUUAAUUAUCAUACUAAAGAAGAAUGUCGUCAAAAGUGCACCAUUGAAAAUUAUUGAUUUGUUUGAAAGUCAGUCCUACUUAGAAUAUCCCGAAAAUGAAUCAGAAGUUACAGCUUUCUGGACUAAAAUCUGCGAUACAUUAUACUCCACGUCUGUUCGUCGAUAA
Saccostrea echinata is the source of this 2310-nucleotide messenger RNA. Its product is annotated as toll-like receptor 4. Bases 1 to 2310 code for a protein of 769 amino acids. Gene Ontology annotation, biological process: immune response; inflammatory response; toll-like receptor signaling pathway. NCBI's taxonomy places the organism in Eukaryota, Metazoa, Mollusca, Bivalvia, Ostreida, Ostreidae. The record is from RefSeq and is a predicted model, not a curated record. Gene Ontology annotation, molecular function: protein binding; transmembrane signaling receptor activity. The transcript is spliced from 2 exons. Gene Ontology annotation, cellular component: membrane.